This is a messenger RNA of Acanthochromis polyacanthus (spiny chromis), 3043 nucleotides long. RefSeq names its product secreted frizzled-related protein 2. Lineage: Eukaryota; Metazoa; Chordata; Actinopteri; Pomacentridae. The record is from RefSeq and is a predicted model, not a curated record. The transcript is spliced from 4 exons. The coding region runs from base 1428 to 2678 and encodes 416 amino acids. Gene Ontology annotation, biological process: negative regulation of canonical Wnt signaling pathway; canonical Wnt signaling pathway; non-canonical Wnt signaling pathway. Gene Ontology annotation, molecular function: Wnt-protein binding.
UAAAAUAAAGCUAGAGCUAACGACUGUUGGUUAUUUAUUCGUUGCAUGUGUUCUGUUUAAGGACAGAAACUCUUACAUGACAAUGCACAUAUACUGUGUAUAUAAUGAGUGCAAGCUAUUCCCCUCUGUCAGUCCACGGUGGGCCACAUUUGUGGUAAAGCCUGUCCCACAGGCAGUUUUAAUGAGUGACGACACUGGACUUUUUCCAGACGGGGGGGUACACAGCGCAGGCUUCUGGGAGUCAGUAACUGGUCAAAUUAAUUAAUACAAUGCAUUUGGCAUGCUCAUUUGCAUUUACACAUAAUAUAUUUACUGUGUAUGAUACACAAAAGAGCAAAAUCAGUUCUCCAUCCUCCAUUUUGGUAUCUAAAUUUUGAUAUCUGUUCUCAAAUAUUUAUUUCAGCGGGUCUGCCCACAUUUCCUAGAAAAUUAGUUAAAUCAGCAUUAAUUCUAUGUUAUGGAUUGUCUUUCAUCCAUUCAUAGAAUUUAUUCAGAUGUAAGUGAAGUUGUGUAUUACUAUUUCAUGAUUUCAUCGUGUUUUCUUCUAGCAAUCCAUCCAUGUUUCUCAGUCAUUUCCCCUCCUAAUAAAAGGCUUCCGGCAGGUUGGCUGCUUGUACAGUAGAGGCCUUGUUUGUCACCCGUGUCUUUUACACUGUACCCUCGGUUAAUCCCUAUUGUCCAGUCAAGGCUCAUUAAUCUGGAUAACUGAUAUGAAUGAAGGGGGACUGAGCCUUCCUCUUCUCCCUCCCACCGCUGUCUCUCCCCCCGGAAAGGAAGUGACCUGCUUGUCUGAACAGGAAUCAGGCCAUGGCUGCACAGCAGGAUAACACCAGAUUUGUUUGUAUCCUACGCACAUGUUCACACGCAUACAAAUGUACACACACUAUGCACUUUUAUGUAUCAAACUUCCUGCACACAAGACCCACAUGUUCCGUCAUUCUGAGGGAUUUUUUCAUUCAUGUCUUUUGAUGGUUUACGGGUCAGCAGUGACCUCAAUCUGUGACAACUUCACUGUCUCUUCUGUGCUAACUAUUGCAGGCAUCUUCAGUCUCUUGUAAGUAAUUACAAAAAAACCUAAUCAAAGAUGGAAUGGAAUGGUGAGGGUUGGUCAAAAAGGUGCAAACAGCAAAGAGGUUAGAGUGGGACAGCAUGCUUAAGUGAGGGUUGGAAGAAAUGUGGGUUGGAAAGGGUGGAGGAGUUUCAGUCCAUUAGGGCCAGUAUCUUCCUGAAUUCAAGUAGCGGGCAUGAAAAUGGCAGAAAGCCAAAAGUGACAAAGUUCCAAAUCCUCAACGCUACAAAUCUUGAGCUCUGUCAAACACACUUAAAUCUGCUCAUAAAGACAAGUGAAUCUACAUCUCUCGUAACACUUGAAUACGUACCCGACCCCUUCUCCCUGCCGUUUGCUACACCUCCCCUCACCCCUUCAUAUGCAAAUCUGUUCAGAGCCCACUAUAAAUGCACCUAUUCUGUCAUCCUCUUCUCUUUCACACACAGAGAUCUUCAUUUACUCAAUAGACACACUUCUCCUGUUUUCCAACUUUUCUCCCAGGAUAACUGCAGCGAUCUGUCCUCAUUUUAUAUCCAUAAUGCCUUCCCAUUUAGCCUCCAUGCUCUUUCUCCUUCUGCUUGCUGGGCCUAGCAGCACAUUAGCGCUGAGUCCUGGCAGAGUGAGGGCAGAGGGCAGGGUUCGAUCUGGAGUAAAGGACAAGACCGAAGACAGGGAAAGUACUGUAGGUAACACUGAAACUGGAUUUGGAGAUACUCGUGUUUCUAAGCCAAGAGUGACAGCAGGAGAAGAUGUUGAGGUGUGGGAGGACCCUGGUGCUACUACCAACUUCAGAUCCACACUUUCUGCUAGCGAAGGUGGACUAUGGGAACCCCGCAGCUUCUCUCGCUGUGUCCCCAUCCCAUCAGGCAUGGCCUUGUGCCAAAACAUUGGCUACGACACUAUGAGGAUGCCCAACCUGCUGGGCCACGAGUCUCCAGCUGAGGCUGUACAACAGAGUGCCAGCUGGUUGCCACUACUUGCAAGAGAGUGCCAUCCCGAUGCCCGCAUCUUCCUCUGCUCUCUCUUUGCUCCCAUCUGUCUUGACAGGUUUAUAUCACCCUGCAGGAGUUUGUGUGAAUCUGUGCGAGACAGCUGCGCACCAAUCAUGAGUUGCUAUGGCUAUCCCUGGCCGGAAAUUCUGCGGUGUGACCAGUAUCCUGCAGACCAUCUCGUGUGCAUCUCCUCCAUCACCAACACCACUGUUCACCCAGGGGGGCGUAGAGUGCCUCAGGCAAGCUGUCAGGACUGUGAGCUGGAAGAGUCCUCCUCUUCUAAAGACACACUGGAGACAUUUUGUAGGAGCGAUUUUGUCGUGAAACUGCGUCUAACAAGACUCAAAUAUAGCCCAGCAAGUCUUUCUCAGUUCUCGCUUGCUGCUAAACUGAACGUCCUGAAGCAUGGACCCCUGGUGGGUGGGCAGAUCCGCUCUCGCAUUGAGCUGUGGUUGGAGAGGGAUGCCACCUGUGUAAGGAACAUGACACGGCAACACCCACGAGGCGGCACUUUCCUUGUAACAGGGACAGUGCAGGGAGAGCGCCUGGUGGUGAACAAGGCUUACGCCUGGCAAAGACAAGACAAGGACCUCAUGGCAGCUGCUCGCAAAUGGAAACAUCACCGAUGCAGGAAUUAGGCUCAUGUGUUCAGUUAGUGAAAUAACUGAACUGAAGACUAAAAAACAAGCAUUAACCAGCUAUGGUAGGGAUAGCAUUUAGAUUUUCGCCAUGAGGCAACAGCUGUAAAUAACGAGUGGUUUACUCUUUUCAAGUAGUUUUGGAAGAAAUGAAAUGGAGUGAGCUGGUUACAGUGGAGGUCAGUGUGCAUCAACAAUCUGUAUUUCAGGCAGCUGAGGUCAAAGAAAUAAAAGUUGAUUAGUAGAAAAUGUACAUAUCGGUUGCGUUUAACUUAAUAUUGCUGGACUUUUUGUAUGCUUUGAGAAUUAUUAAAUUUGUGUUCUAAACCUCAAAGAAAUGGUAAUUACUCAUGAAUAGCAGGUCC